UCCAUCGCCAUUGGCUCUGCUGAAAUCGAAAGUCUGAACUUUGAAGGUGGAGCAGACGGAGAUCAUGGCCGCGGGUGAUGAAACUCAAGAAAGAGUUGCGUCUUCUUCAUCUCCGAGUUGGAAGGAACGGAUUCUCGUCCCCACUAUACUCGCAGGUAUUGCUGGCGGAGGAGCUGGAUUGGUAUCAAAGCAUCGAAAAGUUCAUGGCCUUGCUAAUAUUUCCGCCACUUAUGCAACCAAUUUCGCCAUCGUUACUGGCUGUUAUUGUGGUGCUCGAGAGUUUGUAAGAGUAAGUAGAACUGGAAAACCUGAUGACUUGUUGAAUUCGGUAAUUGGAGGUUUUGGUAGUGGUGCUCUUUUGGGAAGGCUUCAAGGUGGCCAACUUGGUGCUAUUCGUUAUUCUGUCGCCUUUGCUGUUGUGGGAACGUCAGUUGAUUUUGCCACUCUCAAAUUGAAACCUGUCUUGAGAAGAUACUAUAACUCGGCCGUUGGCAGCAAGGACAGCUGGUUGAAGUUGCCAGAAUGGUCACCUAUACAAGUACUCGACGAGGAAGCCCUUGCUGCAAAACAUGCCCGGGAACAAGAAAUCUAUAGAAGAGUUCAUAAUUUGAACAAAGAAGAAUCUUAAUACCAACACGUUUUUGUUAUGUAUACCCCCCAUGGUUUGCUUACCUGCUUCUUAUUCAGUGGAAACAUGCAUUUGUAAACGAGCAAGCAAUAAUGAGACGCAUUAGACUCGGUUCUUGCCUGGACAAAUACUACCACAGGCACCGGUUUCUUGCACUUCAGUAGUGUCAGGUUUCCAAUUUUGCAUUAGCAGUGGGGCUAGUUUUGCACUGAAAUUGUACUGAUAUAUUGAUUGUCAUUUCCUGAAACUUGAAUUUCAUGUGACUGUGCUAGUUACUGUUGCCUAAAAAUGAAUGUAUUUGAUUCUAUUUACACUUGAUUAA
Ipomoea triloba (trilobed morning glory) is the source of this 950-nucleotide messenger RNA. RefSeq lists its product as uncharacterized. Gene Ontology annotation, biological process: protein insertion into mitochondrial inner membrane. Lineage: Eukaryota; Viridiplantae; Streptophyta; Magnoliopsida; Solanales; Convolvulaceae. The coding region runs from base 65 to 628 and encodes 187 amino acids. The transcript has 4 exons. Gene Ontology annotation, molecular function: transmembrane protein transporter activity. The record is from RefSeq and is a predicted model, not a curated record. Gene Ontology annotation, cellular component: TIM22 mitochondrial import inner membrane insertion complex.